Molecule: messenger RNA, 2298 nt
Organism: Lathyrus oleraceus (garden pea)
Lineage: Eukaryota; Viridiplantae; Streptophyta; Magnoliopsida; Fabales; Fabaceae
Product: phosphoglucomutase, chloroplastic
Exons: 21
Coding region: 155-2119 (654 amino acids)
Biological process (GO): carbohydrate metabolic process
Cellular component (GO): cytosol
Molecular function (GO): magnesium ion binding; phosphoglucomutase activity
Source: RefSeq, a predicted model, not a curated record
UCUCAAGAUAAGUGUCUUCAGUUACAUGUGGCACAUAUAAAAUCCCACACCUCUUAACUCCUACUCCGAGAGACAGAACAAACACAUAGUUAAACAAAAAACACUCUCUCUUGACUCUUCGAAGAAAAAGUUGUCACUGUUACAGACUCGAUCAAUGGCUUUCUGUUACAGACUCGACAACUUCAUCAUCUCUGCGUUUAAACCCAAACACUCAAAUGUCCCACUUUCAAUUCAUCAUUCAUCAUCCAAUUUUCCUUCUUUCAAAGUUCAAAACUUUCCUUUCAGGGUUCGCUAUAAUUCAGCUAUUAGAGCCACUUCAUCUUCCUCUUCUACUCCCACAACCAUUGCAGAACCUAAUGACAUUAAGAUUAACUCUAUUCCUACUAAACCUAUUGAAGGACAAAAAACUGGUACCAGUGGUCUAAGAAAAAAGGUGAAAGUGUUUAAGCAAGAAAAUUACCUUGCAAAUUGGAUUCAGGCACUGUUUAAUUCGUUGCCGCCGGAGGAUUACAAGAAUGGAUUGUUGGUUUUGGGAGGCGAUGGUCGAUACUUCAAUAAAGAAGCUGCACAGAUAAUAAUCAAGAUUGCUGCUGGAAAUGGUGUUGGAAAAAUUCUGGUUGGGAAGGAAGGGAUAUUGUCAACGCCAGCCGUUUCUGCUGUGAUAAGGAAGAGAGAGGCAAGCAAAACUAACUCCUUUUUCUCAGGCAUAACAUUUUCAUUCAACUUUCUCUUUUCUUCUCAUUUUCUUAAACUUCAACAGGCAAAUGGUGGGUUUAUCAUGAGUGCGAGCCAUAACCCUGGUGGACCUGAAUAUGAUUGGGGUAUUAAGUUUAAUUACAGUAGCGGACAACCUGCACCAGAAUCCAUCACCGACAAGAUUUACGGAAACACCCUAUCGAUUUCUGAGAUAAAGAUUGCUGAUAUUCCCGAUGUUGACUUAUCAAAUGUUGGAGUUACGAAAUUCGGAAGCUUCAGUGUGGAAGUAAUAGACCCAGUUUCUGAUUACCUGGAGUUAUUGGAGACAGUGUUCGAUUUUCAGCUAAUCAAAAGUCUUAUUUCACGGCCAGAUUUUAGGUUUACAUUUGAUGCCAUGCAUGCAGUUGCCGGUGCUUAUGCAACACCCAUUUUCGUUGAUAAACUUGGUGCUAGUCCGGAUUCAAUUUCAAAUGGAAUACCUUUGGAAGAUUUUGGACAUGGUCAUCCUGAUCCUAAUCUAACAUACGCAAAGGAUCUUGUCAAUAUUAUGUAUGCUGAAAACGGACCUGAUUUUGGUGCCGCUAGUGAUGGUGAUGGUGAUAGAAAUAUGAUUUUGGGAACAAGUUUCUUCGUAACUCCUUCAGACUCUGUAGCCGUUAUUGCAGCCAAUGCAAAAGAAGCGAUUCCGUACUUUAAGGACAGUAUCAAGGGUCUUGCACGAUCAAUGCCGACAAGCGGUGCUCUAGAUAGAGUUGCUGAAAAGUUGAACCUCCCUUUUUUUGAGGUUCCCACUGGUUGGAAAUUCUUUGGUAAUCUUAUGGAUGCUGGAAAUCUGUCGAUUUGCGGGGAAGAGAGUUUUGGAACAGGUUCUGACCACAUUCGUGAGAAAGACGGAAUCUGGGCUGUAUUAGCUUGGCUUUCGAUUAUUGCUCACCGCAACAAAGACACGAAACCAGGGGAGAAAUUGGUCUCUGUGUCUGAUGUUGUGAAGGAGCAUUGGGCAACCUAUGGUAGAAAUUUCUUUUCUAGAUACGAUUACGAGGAAUGUGAAUCCGAAGGCGCAAAUAAGAUGAUAGAGUACCUACGAGAGCUUUUGUCGAAGAGCAAGCCUGGUGAUAAGUAUGGAAGUUACGUCCUCCAGUUUGCCGAUGAUUAUACAUACACUGAUCCUGUAGAUGGAAGUGUAGUAUCAAAACAAGGGGUUCGGUUUGUUUUCACCGAUGGUUCAAGAAUUAUUUACCGUUUAUCAGGAACGGGUUCUGCUGGUGCAACUGUUAGAGUGUAUAUCGAACAGUUUGAACCAGAUGUUUCUAAACACGACGUCGAUGCUCAAAUUGCCUUGAAACCAUUAAUAGAUUUAGCAUUAUCUGUUUCAAAGCUCAAAGACUUCACAGGGAGAGAGAAGCCUACAGUCAUCACUUAAUAUAAGUUUGGUUUUUCAUUUUCAGUUUUGGUUAUUUUUCCACUUUGGAGCUUAGCAUCUUUUUUGUAUAAUAUGAUAUUUUGUAUUUACUUUCAAGAAAAUGAAGUAUCAUUGUGUAACAGAAUAAAUAAUGGUAUUAAUAAUAGCUAGCUUCUAUGCAGAGAAGUUGUUCUUUUCAA